Molecule: messenger RNA, 672 nt
Organism: Psammomys obesus (fat sand rat)
Lineage: Eukaryota; Metazoa; Chordata; Mammalia; Rodentia; Muridae
Product: histone H1.5
Exons: 1
Coding region: 1-672 (223 amino acids)
Biological process (GO): nucleosome assembly
Cellular component (GO): nucleosome
Molecular function (GO): DNA binding; structural constituent of chromatin
Source: RefSeq, a predicted model, not a curated record
AUGUCUGAAACUGCUCCUGCCGAGACUGCUGCUCCAGCACCGGUGGAGAAGUCUCCCGCCAAGAAGAAGACGACAAAAAAGGCCGGCGCCGGGAAGCGCAAGGCGUCCGGCCCCCCGGUGUCCGAGCUCAUCACCAAGGCCGUGGCCGCCUCCAAGGAGCGCAGCGGCGUGUCCCUGGCCGCGCUCAAGAAGGCGCUGGCGGCCGCCGGCUACGACGUGGAGAAGAACAACAGCCGCAUCAAGCUCGGGCUCAAGAGCCUGGUGAGCAAGGGCACCCUGGUGCAGACCAAGGGCACCGGCGCCUCCGGCUCCUUCAAGCUCAACAAGAAGGUGGCUUCCGGCGAGGCCAAGCCCAAAGCCAAGAAGGCGGGCGCGGCCAAGGCCAAGAAGCCCGCGGGUACCACCCCGAAAAAGCCUAAGAAGGCUGCUGGUGCGAAGAAGACGGUGAAGAAGACCCCGAAGAAAGCAAAGAAGCCUGCGGCGGCUGGAGUGAAGAAAGUGGCCAAGAGCCCUAAGAAGGCCAAGGCUGCAGCCAAGCCAAAGAAGGCAGCCAAGAGCCCGGCGAAGCCCAAGGCAGUGAAGCCAAAGGCGGCCAAGCCUAAGGUUUCCAAGCCGAAGACGGCCAAGCCUAAGGCUGCCAAGGCGAAGAAGGCGGUCUCCAAAAAGAAGUAG